Molecule: messenger RNA, 1394 nt
Organism: Gossypium raimondii (Peruvian cotton)
Lineage: Eukaryota; Viridiplantae; Streptophyta; Magnoliopsida; Malvales; Malvaceae
Product: E3 ubiquitin-protein ligase DIS1
Exons: 5
Coding region: 384-1298 (304 amino acids)
Biological process (GO): multicellular organism development; ubiquitin-dependent protein catabolic process
Cellular component (GO): cytoplasm
Molecular function (GO): zinc ion binding; protein binding; ubiquitin protein ligase activity
Source: RefSeq, a predicted model, not a curated record
UCUCUUUUUCCUUUGUAUUUUCUCGAGAAAUUGCUCUCUCCCUUCCAAUCCAAUUCCCAAACCCAAACCCAAACACACGCACUCUCACUCUCUCUAAUUUUAAAUUCUCCGGCCCCAUUUCUGUCAUAUUUUCCCUUAAAAAUCUAAAAAUGGAAAAGAAAAAAAAGGAACGUUCGUCCAUUUAUUUUUAAAAUUUUACCAUUUUCUUCCUCUCUUGAUUUCGGACCGUCUCCUCUUGUAUUUGUUCUCUUCUUUAUUCAAAUGGGUUUUUGAGUUUGAAUUCAAGGAGGAAUUCGGAGCCAGUCGGUGAAUUUAAGAGAGAAAGGGAGAAAGGAUUGGGAGUUUAAAAGAUUUGGGUGUUUAAAUCGUGCGUGGAUACUAGCAUGGCAUCUGGGAAUCCUUUUUUUGAUGACUUGCGGAGCAAGCCUGAGGUUAUUGAUCUUCCACAGAACGAAGACCAUUUGGAUAGUGAGUCCGUGAAUGAACCUACUCAAACUGCAACAAAACCAAAUUUGAUUGUGUCUAGCAAUGUUCGUGAGCUGUUGGAAUGCCCUGUUUGCUUAAAUGCAAUGUACCCACCAAUUCAUCAGUGCCUAAAUGGGCACACGUUGUGUUCUGGUUGCAAGCCAAGAGUGCACAAUCGGUGCCCCACAUGCAGGCAUGAGCUUGGGAAUAUUAGAUGUCUUGCAUUGGAGAAGGUCGCUGCAUCUCUUGAGCUUCCCUGUAAAUAUCAAAGUUAUGGGUGCGUAGGCAUAUAUCCCUAUUACAGCAAACUAAAACAUGAGUCCCAGUGUUCAUAUAGACCAUAUAGUUGCCCUUACGCUGGGUCAGAAUGCACAGUCGUUGGUGAUAUUCCUUUUCUUGUGGCUCACCUGAAAGAUGAUCACAAAGUUGACAUGCACAGUGGCAGCACCUUCAACCAUCGUUAUGUCAAAUCAAAUCCGCAUGAGGUUGAAAAUGCUACAUGGAUGUUGACGGUUUUCAGUUGCUUUGGUCAGUACUUUUGCCUGCAUUUCGAAGCCUUCCAACUUGGGAUGGCUCCUGUUUAUAUAGCAUUCUUGCGGUUUAUGGGUGAUGAUAACGAGGCAAAGAACUACAGCUACAGCCUUGAGGUGGGUGGGAAUGGGAGGAAGUUGAUUUGGCAAGGGGUUCCAAGGAGCAUACGAGACAGUCAUCGAAAGGUUCGUGACAGUUUCGAUGGUCUCAUCAUCCAACGCAACAUGGCAUUGUUCUUCUCGGGAGGAGACAGAAAGGAGUUGAAGCUUAGAGUAACAGGAAGGAUAUGGAAAGAGCAGUGAUUGGGGUUGUUUCCUUGAUUCUAUUUUGUGGUGAUAGCCAGUAGAUCGGUUACCUUGGGUACGUUUUACGGGUCUUCUGGUCAUGUAUUUCUUUUU